This is a messenger RNA of Vairimorpha ceranae, 3789 nucleotides long. RefSeq names its product helicase dna-binding protein. Gene Ontology annotation, molecular function: ATP-dependent chromatin remodeler activity; ATP binding; DNA binding. Gene Ontology annotation, biological process: chromatin remodeling; regulation of gene expression. NCBI's taxonomy places the organism in Eukaryota, Fungi, Microsporidia, Nosematidae. The coding region runs from base 1 to 3789 and encodes 1262 amino acids. The transcript has a single exon. Gene Ontology annotation, cellular component: chromatin; nucleus. The record is from RefSeq and is a predicted model, not a curated record.
AUGAGCACAAGUUUUGAAUCUUUUGAAUCGUCUGAAGAUGUCUCAAGUACAAGUAGUGAAGAACAGGUUGUCAGAAGAAGAGGUAGACCAAAAAAAUGGGAGGUUCAAACUGUAAGGAAUAUUCAUAGACCCAACAAUGUCUUAUAUGAUGCACCACUUGGUCAUCAUUAUGUUCAGCCACAAGGUAAUAGAAUUUUACAUGUUAAUCCACUUGUUCAACGAGGCUUUCACACUAGUUUUAAUAUUCAACCAUCGCAUAUGAACUUUCAAAGUAUGCCGCAGAUGAAUUUUUAUCAAAAUCCACCGCCACAAGCUACUUUCAACGCACAGCCGAAAUAUUCGUAUGUUAAACCAGUGCAACAGCCGUUGUAUAAAUCAAGAAAGGAAGAAAGGUCGACGUAUGUACCAGAGAAGCGGCAGAAGAGAGCAGCUGCGGCUACUGCAGUAGCCUCAGAAAGGCGAGAUAUAAUGAAUGAUGAUGAUUUUGAACCUACAAUUGAAUAUGAAGAAGAAGAUGCUAUCGAGAAGUUACUUAAAUACGAUGAAGAAACAGAUUCAUUUUUGGUUAAAUUUAGAUACUUAAGUUAUUUACACUGUGAUUAUGUUAAGAAAUCGGAAAUUACAAAAACGAAAGGAGGAGCAAUAAAAGUUAAAAGAUUUAGACCACUUGUUGAACCAUUUGAUCCUGAUUAUAUUAAAGUAGAUCGAAUUAUACAUGAGGAUUUUAGGAAUGGAAAAGUAUAUUUAGUUAAAUGGAAAAAAUUAGCUUACGAAUUAAGUACAGAAGAAAAAAUAGAUGACGUGUGUAAAUGUGAAGGAUUUGAAGAAGAGUUAAAAAAAUAUCGCGAUAGGAAAAAGAUACGUGUAAUGAGGCAUGGGCUCGAAUGGCGACCUCCGAGGGAAUUGCAAAUUAAGUUUGAAGAAUCUCCUGUAUUUAAAGGUGAUAAUAAAUUAAGGGAGUAUCAACUUGAAGGUUUAAAUUGGCUACUUAACAGGUGGUAUCAUAAAAUAAGUUGUAUUAUGGCUGAUGAAAUGGGUUUAGGAAAAACAGUACAAUCCGUUGUGUUUGUAAAUAGUUUAUUUACUAAAUUUAAUUACAAUGGACCAGUUUUAAUUGUUGCACCUUUAAGUACUCUUGUUCAUUGGGAAAGAGAGUUUUUUGCUUGGACUGAUUUACGAGUUUUAAUUUAUCAUGGAAGUAUACAAGGUAGAAAUAUGAUCGCAGAAUAUGAAUUUUACUUAAAAAGUGCUACUAAUAAGGUUGGGUUGUUUGAUGUAAUGAUUACUACAUACGAAAUGAUUAUGGCAGGAUUUGAUCAUAUUUCGCAGUUUAAUUGGGCUGUUGGUAUUUUUGAUGAAGCGCACAGAUUAAAAAAUGCAUCUUCAAAAGCUGCUUCUACUCUUAGAAAUGUUAAUUUUAGUCACAAAGUUUUACUAAGUGGUACGCCUUUACAAAAUAAUAUAACUGAAUUGUGGUCAUUAUUAAAUUUUAUUUCUCCAUCAGAAUUUAAUGACAGUGCAAAAUUUUUAUCAGAUUACAAAUUAGAACAGGCUGCUGAUGUUGAAAAAUUACAAGGACUUUUAAGACCUUUGAUGUUGCGUAGAAUGAAAGAAGAUGUAGAAAAAACAAUACCGAUGAAAGAAGAAACUAUUAUAGAGGUUGAACUUACAAUGAUACAAAAAAGAUAUUAUAGAGCGAUAUUGGAGAAAAAUUUAGAUUUUUUAACUAAAGGUCAUAAAGAUUCAGCACCUAAUUUAUUAAAUGCUAUGAUGGAAUUAAGAAAAUGUUGUAUACAUCCUUAUUUAAUUAAAGGAGCUGAGGAAAAAAUUAUUGGUGAUUUUGUUAAGAGAAAGAAAAAAGAAGCUGUAGAUGCACCCGUUGUAGAAACGGGAGACUUUUCUGAACUUUCUUUUCCUUCAAAUAUUAAUGCGCAAAAGAUUGUUAUUGCGAAUAACAUUGUUACUGAUAUUGACGAAUAUUAUAAAAUUUUAAUUCAGAGUAGCGGAAAACUUGUUUUAUUGGAUAAGCUUCUUAAUAAGUUAUAUGGACAUCACAAGGUACUAAUUUUUUCUCAAAUGACUAAAUGUCUCGAUUUACUUGGUGAAUAUCUUGCUUAUAAAAAAUAUAAAUUUGAAAGAAUUGACGGCGGAGUUAGAGGAGAUCACAGACAAGCUGCUAUUGAUAGAUUUAGUGACGCAAAUAGUGAUGGAUUUGUAUUUUUAUUGUGUACACGAGCAGGAGGUGUUGGAAUAAAUCUAACAGCAGCAGAUACUGUUAUUAUAUUUGAUUCUGAUUGGAAUCCACAAAAUGAUCUUCAAGCUCAGGCUAGAUGUCAUCGUAUUGGACAGACAAACGAAGUUAAAAUUUAUAGAUUGGUUACAAGAAAUACAUAUGAAAGAGAAAUGUUUGAUAAAGCUGGAAUGAAAUUGGGACUGGAUAGGGCUGUACUACAAAAAAUGACUUUUGAAGGUCAUAAAAAUGAGAAGGUAAAAAAGAAGGAUGCCAUUGAAAUGUUAUUACGAAAAGGUGCGUAUGGUGUACUUAUGGAAACAGAUGAAGCCAGUAAAAAGUUCUGUGAGGAAGAUAUUGAUCAAAUUUUAGAAAGAAGAACUAAAGUUAUAAAACAUUCAGAUGGAGGAAAUGUAUUCUCAAAAGCUUCAUUUCAGGUCGAUGAAGAAAUAGACGAUCCCGACUUUUGGGAUAAUUUACUUAACAAAAAACGCAACGAAGAAAAUGAGGGAAGAGUUAAGAGACAAAUGCGGAGACUUGCUAGAGAUGAAAUUUUUACCGAAGAUCAACAAUUAGAAAUUAGUAAGCACAUUAAUUUACCUGUUCUUGGCGAUAAUGAGAUAGAAAAUAACGAAAAUCAAAUUCUUAAAAUCUUUUUUACUUGUCUAAGAGAUGGAAUUACUCCAUUAGGACUUUCAUUUAGUGGAUCUAAAUUAGUAGAAAAAGGUGAGGAACCUUCUGUUGUAAAAGACGUUUUACUAUAUUUUAAAUAUUUAAUAAAAUAUUUGAUUGACCAGUUACCGAACCAAAAGAUUAGAGCAGAUUUUUCGCAUUGUUUUGAACAAGUUUUAGAUGAAAAUUACGAUCCCAGCUUUUUCGAAAAAUAUAAAGAUUUGUACAAUAAAUUCGGCGAAAAAUGUUUGUUGAGAAUUCAGUUAUUAUUUAUUUUGAAUUCGCUUUUACAAACGGAAUCGUUAAAUGUUGAAAAAACUAGAGGAUGGAAUCAAGAAGAUGAUAAAAAGCUUAUUGAUUUAGUAUUUAAAUAUGGAUAUGGAAAUUAUCCUGAAAAGAUUAAAAAUAAGUCAGAUGAUGAGUGUAAUCAAAGACUUAGAAAAAUAGUAUCUACGCUUAACAGAAUGAAAGAAAUGGCAGAGAUUGACAGUAUUAAUUAUAAGGCGAUAAUGAAAUUUGGACGAGUGACAGAGUUAAAUGAAGAUAAUGUAUUAAAAUUUAUUGGUGAUAGAGAUAUUACUGCUCUUAAAGAGAACAUUAAUAAUAUAUUAAAUACAUCUAAAAGAUCUAGAUCGCAAAAUGAUGCAAAAUGUUAUGAAAGAAUUUUACUUCUCGAUAAAUUAGCAGAAGUGAAUGAUUUUUUCAAUGUACGAAAAAGUAACGUGCCCCGAGGAUGGACGAAUGAAAAAGAUAUUGCAUUAAGAGAGUAUAUUUUAGAAAAAGGACUGACUAACACUGAGGAAGAAUUCGGCUUAUCUGAAGAUAUGGCUGUAAAAAGAUGUGAAUCUAUUAUUAAAAGCGUAAAAGAAAAAUCUGUAGAAGAAUAA